Messenger RNA from Carica papaya (papaya), 1000 nucleotides. Lineage: Eukaryota; Viridiplantae; Streptophyta; Magnoliopsida; Brassicales; Caricaceae. The record is from RefSeq and is a predicted model, not a curated record.
CUUUUCCCCCCUCUUUCUCGUUCUCUUUUUUAAUUUUCUCUCUUUUUGUUGGGGUUAAAAAUCAGAUUUUGAAAAUAGAAACUUAAAGAAAAUCUAUAGUGGGAUUCGAUUUGUGGAAAAGGGAGUACUAAAAUUUAAAGAAGUUGAAUUGGGUUAUGUAGCGAUCUGUUGCUGGGCAACAUUGAUUGAGAGAGGAGUUGUUGAUGGAAACCAAGUUGAAAAUGACACCACUGAUAUCAUAGAUUAACUUCGCCGAAGCUUUCGUUUUCUUUUCUUUUUUUUCUUUUUUUUUUUACCCUGUUAGUUUUUUUUUUUUUUUUCUAAAAUGUUGUGUCGGAAAACUUCGAGCUGCGAGGUGGCGGGAUCGGUACCGGUGUACCUCAAUGUGUAUGAUCUGACACCCAUUAAUGGUUACGCUUAUUGGUUUGGACUCGGUGUUUAUCACUCGGGUGUUCAAGUUCAUGGCGUUGAAUAUGCAUUCGGAGCUCACGAGUACUCAACCACAGGAAUUUUUGAGGGAGAACCAAAACAGUGUGAUGGAUUUACAUUUAGAAAGACAAUUUUGAUAGGGAAAACAGAGUUGGGGCCAGCAGAGGUGAGGACGGUGAUGGAGGAAUUAGCAGAGCAUUAUAAAGGAAAUGCUUAUAAUUUGAUCACCAAAAACUGCAACCAUUUCUGCAAUGAUGCUUGUAUUAGAUUGACUGGAAAUCCAAUUCCCAGUUGGGUUAAUCGCCUUGCAAGAAUCGGUAUCUUCCCAUUUCUAUUCUUCUCUUUUAGUUGCUCAUCAUCUUCAAAACGGAUUGGUUUUCUUGAAUAUCUUUUCAUGAUUGAAUUCUAUUGUUACUCAUUUAAGUAGGAUCACAUUGAUGUCCUUCUAAUUUAGCUUCAUAUUAAGGCUGUUUCUUUAGUAGGAUCAGUUUUGCUGAGCAUGAAUACCAUAGUUGAUUUAAAUGGGAUUACAUUUUUUUUCCUCUGUAUCUAAUAGUGAAGCAUGGCUCUU